This is a messenger RNA of Paramormyrops kingsleyae, 1753 nucleotides long. Lineage: Eukaryota; Metazoa; Chordata; Actinopteri; Osteoglossiformes; Mormyridae. The record is from RefSeq and is a predicted model, not a curated record.
UUUCGCCCUGUGCUUCAAAAUCAAGUCCAACUGAUGGAGAAAAGGAAAAAGAACAUCAAAGUAAUGGACUUCAUUGAGAAGAGGAUGAAAUCAUAUGACGUUAAUCCUCAGGGUAUUUCGAAAUAUACAGACUUCUUGCUGUUUGAUUGUUAUAGGCUAAGAAAUGUACAUUCCAUUAAGGAUUUUACUAUCGAAGGAAUUUUACAGCAGGAGGUUUUUACCUUUGAAGACAUGAAGCUUGUUGCUGAUGUCUGUCUUAUGGGUAAUUGGAAAUACGAGAAGGAUUUUGCUUUACUGCCGCUGGAUAUGCGCAAACAAUGUGCUAAGAUACUUCCUUCUGCUAUUUUAAGUAAAUAUGGACCUCCCUCCAAAAUGGGAGGGAUCUACAGUAUUUGUCAUCCUGAUAGGGGGGGUGUUGAUCCAAGUUCUCGGUUCAUAAACAGAGCAUCGCACUCUGCUGGCAUCCUUUAUUAUGAAUCUCAUGCAAAAAUACACAGGGUGACUGAAUAUAACGUUUCCACAUUAUUAGAGUAUUUGUACAAAGAGAGGAUUGAAAUGAAACGUGAAAGCAAAUAUACAGUCUCUGUCACUAAAGAAGAUUGGCAAGGCUUUCUGCACCGUGCUGCAGUUUGUAACAUUUAUGUUAAGGACCACUCGACAGCUACAGGCUUCUUGCUGUUUGAUCGUUAUAUCCUAACAAAUGCACAUGUCAUUAAGAAUAUUAUUAACAAAGGAAUUUUAAAGCGGGUGGUUUCUGUCAUGUUUACCAUUGAAGACAUGAAGGGUGGAACAUACUUCCUCUCUUUAAACGUAAAACAAAAGGUUGUUGCUUAUGUGUGUAAUGCGAAAGUUUGGCAAUGGGAGAUGGAUUUUGCUUUACUGGAGCUGGAUCUGCAGGAGCAUGGGGUUCAGAUACUACAGUACCUCCUACUCUUCUAAGUACAUAUGGACCUCCCUCAGAGAUGGGAGGGAUCUCCAUUUGUGGUCACCCUGGUGGUGGGGGAAAAAGGAUUGAUGAAAGUUCCAUCAUUGAAAAAAAUUACCUUGUUGAAGAUCCCAAAUAUGUACAGGAUACAUUAUUGCAUUAUCACACAACUAUGCGUAAUGGGUCCUCGGGCUCCCCCAUCUUUGGGGAUAAUUCACAUUUGCUAGGCAUGCACACUGGUUACCUCAAUUUAAUUAAUGAAAGCGUGACUGAGUUUGGCAUUCCCAUGAACUUUAUAUUAGAGAAUUUGCUCCUAAAGAUGAUAAAACAAAAUAAAGAUGAACCUCUGUUAAAAUUUAUCCUUGAAGCAAUGAAGGGUGAGCAUUCAAUUGUUGUCAUUGCCAAAGUUAUCUGGGAUAAGUUGAGGGUGUUUUAUCAGCUGCCAUCACUACUGCAGACGUGUUAUGAAUUCCAAGAGCUGUGUACCCUUCUUUAUAAUAUGGGGCAAACUGAUUUCAAGAAACAGUUGAUCUUGCAACAUUAUUUUCCGAGUUUCAUUGAGAUUCCCAGGGAGGACAACACAGUGAUGGAGGGUGACAGUGGGAAACCAGAGAACCCUCAGCAGAAUUAUUGAAUCCUCUGCCUAGGCCACUGUAUCCAUCUGUUUCAGGACCACUACGAUUGUCCUGGUACUUGUCUUUCCCAACUGCAUUUUUUAUGAUUGAGUUUCUUGAUGUUUGUUUUAAUAAAGUCAAUGAAAAAAACUGACAUCUGUUACGUGCCGUAAGUUUCUGGUUCGUGCCGAGUAGGUUCGUCGGACGCCCUGCC